Molecule: messenger RNA, 1305 nt
Organism: Striga hermonthica
Lineage: Eukaryota; Viridiplantae; Streptophyta; Magnoliopsida; Lamiales; Orobanchaceae
Source: the annotation of a GenBank genome assembly
AUGAAUCAAAAUUGUUGUUUCACUGAUUUCACCAAGCAAGUUGCAGAUUUACUGAAGAUAAACCACAUGGAAACAAGUUUGAGUUUGAAGUAUCAGGUACGAGAUGGAUAUCCUGCCAUUAAAAUUGAUGAUGAUCAAAGUCUUGGAUUCUACAUGGAUUUGAAGUCAAGGGAGGUUGAUUACACUAAGUUUCCAGUAUGUGUGAUUAAGGAACAAAUAAAUACCUUGGUUCCUGUUCCACUCCUCAUCAGUGCCGAUCACAGCGAAGUUGCAGGGAAUGAGGGCAUUGUUGCUGCUUUGGACUUUGAUCUUGACUAUGAGGAUUCAAAGUAUAUGAAUUUUAUGGAUUUUGCAAGGGAAGCUGCCGAAGCUAUGUCGUUAGCUGCAUCAAGUGUUGAACAACAACAGAUCACAUACGGAGCUGUUGAUAAGACAUCAGGUCAAAUGCAAUUGAAAACAAACAACGCAUCAGUACUGGAAAUCAAUGCGUCUUGUGAAGAAAACAAUCAAUUUCGUCAAUGGUUGCGAGCACAUGACAAGCAUAUGAAUUUGCUUGAAAUGUCGAUGAAACAAAGGAUGAAGGAUGUCGAAGUUGUGAUCUUACAUCAAAUUCUGUUCAAUCGAGACGAGCUCAAUAAGGAAAAAUAUUAUUCUUUCAAAGGAUACGUGGAUAAGGUGAUGAAUAAAUCAUCUUUGUGGUAUGAAUCAUGUAAAAAUUGUGCCACCGCAGUUGUGAAGACCGACAACGGCAUGUCAUGCAAAAAGUGCAAUAGCAAAAUCGAGGAACCAACUCCAAGGUAUAGGUUGGUAUUAAACGUCGUGGCAGAUACCCACAAUGCGACAAUAACUUUAUUUGAGGAAGCUGCAAUGGUGUACAUUGGGUGUCCGAUUAAUGAUUACAUCAGAUCAAUUGAGCAGUCAACAUUUGAGUUUCAAUUCCUCAUUCCAGUCGAUAGUAAGUCGUUCAACUCAAGAAGAGAAUUCAAUGCGGUGGCAGAGGCAAUUGCAAGGACAAAUGAUGAGGAAAUGAAUGAUAACCAAGAAAAUUCUCUCCAAAGCCCUACUGGUCUGGAUGUGGAUAAAGGCAAUUCGUCAAAGAGGACCACCAUCAGAAAGAAGCGAUCAAUCAACAAGAUAAUAGAAGAUGAAAAUGAUUCUGUUGUUGAAGUUGAAGAUCAUGAGACAAUUAGUAGUAUUAAGAAGAAGUGUGCAAGAAAAAGUACAAAAGCAAAAGGAAGGAAACCAAGUGUGCAAGAAAAAGUACAAAAGCAAAAGGAAGGAAACCAACUCCAAUCGUCAAAAUAA